Molecule: messenger RNA, 4268 nt
Organism: Rattus rattus (black rat)
Lineage: Eukaryota; Metazoa; Chordata; Mammalia; Rodentia; Muridae
Gene: H6pd
Product: hexose-6-phosphate dehydrogenase/glucose 1-dehydrogenase
Exons: 4
Coding region: 152-2521 (789 amino acids)
Biological process (GO): pentose-phosphate shunt; glucose metabolic process; pentose-phosphate shunt, oxidative branch
Cellular component (GO): endoplasmic reticulum
Molecular function (GO): 6-phosphogluconolactonase activity; NADP binding; glucose-6-phosphate dehydrogenase activity
Source: RefSeq, a predicted model, not a curated record
CGUUUCCUUAAGAAACAAGUGGCCGUUUCUUGCCAAGCAGGAAAUGUUGGAUGUUGUAGCCGUGUUAUUUCUGCAACAUAACCUCCUGAACCAUGUCUGAGCCUUCCUUGUUCCUUGUUUGCUCUUUCCCAGGCGCACAGGCAUUUGGAAGAUGCUCGUGGUGGCCGUGUGCUUGGCCCUUCUGGGCUGCCUGCAGGCACAGGAAUUCAGGGGACAUGUUUCCAUAAUCCUACUAGGAGCAACUGGGGACCUAGCUAAAAAGUACCUGUGGCAGGGGCUGUUUCAGCUAUACCUGGAUGAGGCUGGGAAGGGCCACAGUUUCAGCUUCCACGGGGCCGCCCUGACAGCCCCCCAGCAAGGCCAGAAGCUCAUGGAUAAGGCUUUGGAAUCCCUCUCCUGCCCCAAGGACCUGGUACCCAGUCGCUGCGAUGAACUCAAGGCUCAGUUUCUGCAGCUGAGCCAGUACCGCCAACUGAAGACAGUGGAGGACUAUCAGACUCUCAACAAGGACAUCGAGACCCAGGUCCAGCAGGAUGGGCUGUGGGAGGCCGGCAGGGUCUUCUACUUCUCCGUGCCGCCCUUCGCCUACGCCGACAUUGCCCGUAACAUCAACAGCAGCUGCCGACCACACCCAGGCGCCUGGCUACGGGUUGUUUUUGAAAAACCCUUCGGCCAUGACCACCUCUCAGCCCAGCAGCUGGCUUCAGAACUUGGAAGCUUUUUCCAGGAAGAGGAGAUGUACCGUGUAGAUCAUUACCUGGGCAAGCAGGCGGUGGCUCAGAUCCUGCCCUUCCGAGAUCAGAACCGCAAGGCCUUGGAUGGCCUCUGGAACAGGCACCACGUGGAGCGGGUGGAAAUCAUCUUGAAGGAGACCGUGGAUGCAGGAGGUCGGGCCAGUUUCUACGAGGAGUAUGGCGUCAUCCGCGACACGCUGCAGAACCACCUGACUGAGAUCCUCACGCUGGUGGCCAUGGAACUGCCCCAUAACAUCAGCAGCUCGGCCGCCGUGCUCCAGCACAAGCUCCAGGCCUUCCAGGCCCUGCGGGGGCUGCAGAAGAGCAACGCCAUCCUGGGCCAGUACCAGGCCUACAGUGGGCAGGUGCGCCAAGAGCUGCAGAAGCCAGACGGCUUCCAGAGCCUGACGCCAACCUUCGCAGGUGUCCUUGUCCACAUCGACAACCUGCGCUGGGAGGGCGUCCCUUUCAUCCUGAUGUCGGGCAAGGCCUUGGACGAGAGAGUGGGCUAUGUUCGGAUCUUGUUUAAGAAUCGGGCGUACUGCACCCAGGGCGAGAGACACUGGGUGCCGGAGCGGAGCCGGUGCCUGCCCCAGCAGAUUGUCUUCUACAUUGGACACGGUGAGCUGGGCCACCCUGCCAUCCUGGUCAGCAAGAACCUGUUCAAGCCCUCUCUACCUGCUCAGAGCUGGAAGGAGGUGCAGGACCAGCCUGGGCUCCGCCUCUUUGGCCGCCCACUGUCUGAUUACUAUGCCUAUAGGCCCGUGCGGGAGCAAGAUGCCUACUCCACCCUCCUGUCCCACAUCUUCCACUGCCGCAAGGAGUCCUUCAUCACCACAGAGAACCUCUUGGCCUCCUGGGUCUUCUGGACCCCGUUGCUGGACAGCCUGUCCUUUGAAGUCCCACGCCUGUACCCAGGAGGAGCAGAGAACGACCAUCUGCUAGACUUCGAGUUUAGCGGGGGUCAGCUGACCUUCUCCCAGCAGCAGCUAGAGGUGCUGAUGCCAGAACUAGGGUCAGUGCCAAAGCCCAGCGACUUCCAGGUCCUUAGGGCCCAGUAUAGAAAGAGCCCACUGAUUACUGCCUGGCCGGAGGAGCUGAUCUCCAAGCUGGCCAAUGACAUCGAAGCCGCCGCAGUGCAGGCGGUAAGGCGCUUCGGCAAGUUCCACCUGGCACUGUCAGGGGGUUCGAGCCCCAUAGCGCUCUUCCAGCAGCUGGCCACGGGGCAUUACAGCUUCCCCUGGGCCCACACGCACCUCUGGCUGGUCGAUGAGCGCUGUGUCCCUCUGUCAGAUCCAGACUCCAACUUCCAGGGUCUGCAGGCCCACCUGCUGCAGCACGUCAGGGUGCCCUACUACAACAUCCACCCCAUGCCGGUGCACCUGCACCAGCGUCUCUGUGCGGAGGAGGACCAGGGGGCUCAGACCUAUGCCAGCGAGAUCUCGGCCCUGGUGGCCAACAGCAGCUUUGACCUGGUGCUGCUAGGCAUGGGCACCGAUGGGCACACGGCUUCUCUGUUCCCACAGUCACCCAGGGGGCUGGAUGGUGACCAGUUGGUGGUGCUCACGGAGAGCCCAUUCAGGCCACACCAACGCAUGAGCCUCAGCCUGCCCCUCAUCAACCGGGCCAAGAAGGUAGCCGUCCUGGUCAUGGGAAGGACAAAACGUGAGAUCACCACGCUGGUGAGCCGCGUGGGCCAUGAGCCCAAGAAGUGGCCCAUCUCGGGUGUGGUGCCUCUUUCUGGACAGCUGGUUUGGUACAUGGACUAUGAGGCCUUCCUGGGAUGACCAGAGCCAUCCUGGUCCUAGUCACUCUCAGCCACCCAGUGUGUCUUAGCUCUGCGGAGCCUGGUACCAGGGUCAGGCUCCAGAGAAGGGACGACAAAACUGUGACAGCUUCCUGGACCCACUGGUGUCUGUGUGUGGAAACAAGGUAGCGCCUAAGCCUCAAAACCCAGGCGGGAGAGAGGCUAAGGCCUCUAGGUGUCCCACACCAGUAUCUACAUCACACAGUAAGACCGGGAAAAGGCUCCAUGCUAAAGAACCAAAGAGGCCUGCCAAGACUGGCCCGGGAUCUUUGAACUGGUUUCUGUGGGAAGAGGGGCCAGCGUGGGUGGGGAGGGGGGUACAGAGACUCCUGGUGAAGGUCUUGCUCUGAGCCAGGCCGGAAGAGUAGACACAGUCCUGAGAUUGCACCGAGCUCCCUGCAUCUUCUGGUAUCCGUUCGUCCCUCUGUGCAUCUGGCUGAGGUCUGGCCCUUCUCUAGGCAGCUUCUAUGUGCUCUGGGCAGACAUUCACUGCCCUCUGUGUUCCCCUUGACCCCUCAGUCUCUCCCUCUCUACCGACACUGCCAUGUCAAAGGUCCCCCCGGAAUCUAGAGACCGGGGCUCCCUUUUCCCACCGAGAACUGUCCUGCCAUCUCUGGGCUGUCAGGCAUCUCUGGUCUGUAGGCAGGAUGGCUCUGUCUGCUUCUGGGUCGGGGGUGACUCCAGCUCACUGCCUCUUUCUAGGACUUACGUGGCCAAUUCCCAGCACCGGGGCAGGCUGCAGCUAGCUCUCCUCACACUACCUCUCGGGGGCUUCAAGCCUGGCAGCUGACCCCGCCCCUGCCAGGUUCUCCACCUUUCUUCCUCGCUAACCUGGUGCUGCUGGGGACACUAUAGGCAGCUCCUAAUGUCAGCCUCCUCCGGGGCUUCGGGAUUUUUAUUUUUCAACAGAAAGCCAACAAUACAAAGCAAGCGUCUCAGGGCACACACAGUUUUCCUUUCAGGCUCCUGCUUAGUCGUGGCCCCCUCCUCACAGUUACCUGUGUGUCAGUCACAGAGUCUCAGUGUCAUCCAGAAUUUUCCCAGAGAGGGGUUUCCCUGUGGCGAGGAGCAUCAGGAAAUCUUGUUUCUCUACUUUUAAUUGAUUGUACUUUCUCCCAGGCAGCGGAAAAACAUUCUUGCUUUCACUAGAGAUGCGUGCAGUGUGUGACCUGAGCUGGCCCUCUAUGGGAAAGGCACUCGUUAAAAUUCGGCUUACUCUGGCCUCCUGUGACCCAGACUGACAGAAAAGAGGAACGCCCUGGGGUCCUUUCCUGGCCUGCUUUGGUCAGGCUUGGACACAGGUAGCUGCAGGUGCAAUUCCACCUUUGGCCACGCGGGGGAGCCCACGUGCCACCACUCACAUUCCACCCAGGAGGCGGGUUUAGUGCCAAACGUCUUUUCUUUGGGUUUCUUUCUUGCUCUCUGCCUCUCUGGCUUCUUGGCCCAGUGCGUUUUCCUCUGUUCUUUACGGACUCAGCCUUCUGCAGUUGCAACAUCAGAGAGGAAAGGGUCUUGCAUGCCUUAGCAGAGAGGGCGCACAGGCUCUGUGUCACCAUUCUGAAUAACGGUGAGUCAUUGCCCAGCCCCAGCCUAGAAUGUCCUGUUCUUACCCAGAAGAAUGACUCGCCUCUGUCUGUGGGGAGUCUGCCCAGGGGAGGCCAGUGUGGGGAAAUACCAAAGAUCUCCUUUCCGGAAGCAAGCACUAAUAAAAUUGCAUUGGAAAGGUU